AUGGCCCAAACUAACCUUCCAACACAGCUUCAAGUAGGUGAGAAAAUGGUAAAUAUCCAACAGCGACUUGGUAACGGCGCUUUUGGUGUCGUCUACAAAGUAAUAGAAGAAGGAACGUCCAAAGUAUACGCUAUGAAAGAUAUCCUUUGUUUGAAUGAUUCAGCCAUUCGUAAUGCCAUCCGCGAAGCUUCAACACUAAACCGAAUCUCUCAUGAAAAUGUUAUUGCGAUCGUGAGUGUUGGCGAGUUUCGCGAUAGCCGAGGUUCGCACAUGUUGCUUUUGACCGAGUAUUGCCCCGGCGGAAGCUUAAAUGAUCGCCUUGCUCGACCAAGCAGCGACCAACAAAAUCUGACAUGGAUGACCCAAACCGCCGAAGCUGUUGCCCACCUUCACUCGUGCAACGUAGUCCACCGCGAUCUGAAGGCAGAUAAUGUGCUCCUGACUGCAUCAGAAGAUGUCAAAUUGGGCGACUUUGGCCUUGCCCGUGAGUAUACCGCACUAAAACGAGCUGGCGUGGUACAGGAUGAUGGCUCGUGGCUGGCUAUUUACGAGCAAUACUACAUGCAAUCGAGAAUAGGUCCAAUCCACUGGGUAGCUCCAGAAUUUCUCCGCGGCCAUUAUACUGAAAAGGCUGACAUUUUCUCUCUCGGAACGCUCCUCUUUGCAAUACUCGAGCGGGAUUACAUCGUGAUCGACGGGAAAGCCAUUUACGGGGCCUUCGUAAGUGUUCAUGAUAAAAGGAAGAUUGGCGUCGGCCUUGCGAUGGAGAGGGUUGAUAGGAAUACACGAAUUCAAUUUUCAAGUCACGCUCAAGGAUCAAACGCUCUACAAAGGAUCGUUUUAGAAGUGCUAAAGUACAACCCGUAUGAUCGGCCGACCGCUCAGGAGAUUUGCAACCGUCUGAGGGUUAUUUAAUUAAGAGAGUGUAGAACCUGGCGAGUCUUCGACUGAGGCUGGCUCGAGCUGCUAAGCGUGUAAGUCUGCCGAACAGGUGAACUGGCACUUACCUACCUGGGUACACGACCAGACAAGAAACUUAGAAGAGAACUUAAAAACUAUACAUUUAACACUUGUCCUUUAAUGUAAAGCGUUGUCACAUGAUUGUUGGGUACAGGACUAAGUUACAAAAAUUAAGGUAAGAGGCAUGCAUAUAAGAAUUUCUGGAAUAUAUAUUGGUUGUGAGUUUCUAAAGGACAUAUAGGCGUCUUGUCAACACCGCUACAUUACAGUCCUUGUUGGCCCUUUUCUUUUUAUUAGCGUCUACUACAAUCUCUCGAAUUAGGCGACGAACAACACUUUAGGAAUCUUUAUGGUGAUGUCGGAAACAAAGAGCGCUUUAGUGAUAAAAAUUUCUCACCGAUAUUGCCUAUUAACAGUCUGAAAUUCAGAUCUUUUAAAUAUUUGUUUCUUCGGGCAACUUGACUGUUUUUUUCGGGCCACAUUACUAAAAAAUUUCGGGCAACUUGACUCAGGUUUCAGGCGACAUGACUUCGGGCGAGAUGACUCUCGGGCGACUUGACUGUAAACCCAAAAAGGAGAUCAGUUGAACUUCAAAUCAUGAAAGAAUUCUUACUGACUAGAUUCCUAUUUUCUUAAAUUUUGCUCUCAUAAAGACAAUACAACUACUGAUGAUGAAGAUAUUUGCCCUUCCGACUGGCCGAAGGUCUAUGAAUUUUAUAUAAAUUGCCACAAAUGCACCACUACGUAGACAAGGGUUUACGGUCAAGUCGCCCGAAAGUCAUCUCGCCCGAAAUUUUAUCGAGUGUUGUUUAAACUUGAAGAAAAGUAACAUCUUAAGUAAAUCGCAAGGAAUAACCUCGUAAAAUGUUGACUCGUGAAACUCAGGUUGUUCGUUUCGCUGUCGUUUGAAAUCACGGAGAUAGUAAUCCUAAAAUAGAAAACGAAAAAAAAAAAAAAGUCAGUCACAUUAUGGUUUUAACUGUUGUUGUUUUAUCUGUGGAAGCAUUCUGUUACGAACGAAGGUUCACAUCAAUACGAUUGGAACAUCGGAAAAUGCCGCCAUCUUGAGUAUAGCACGUAUAGUUCGGCGAUACUGUAAUCAUUUGACAUGAUUAUGAUCCCUUUAGACACAAACAGAUCUACCAAAAAGGUAUUUCUCCCCGUUGUUUCAACGAGAGCUAUCUAGUUUGAAAAUCCCUUUUCUUCUUUUUCUUGGACCUGUGCUUUUGACUCACACAGAUGAGCAAGGUUAAUUUUUAACUGCACAGGCAUUAAUUGCUCUACACCAUCUAGCCUUCAAACAACCAGGGUUUUUAAAAAAGGUGAAAGUAAAAAUAGAAAAUUUGACAAAUUGAUGAUUGAAAUUUCUUCAUUGUUUUAGGGAGCUGUGAGAAGGAUUUGUGAACUGAUAAAAAAAGAUGACUUUAGUGGAUUGUAUCUUGACAAAGAGUGUGUAACAUGUUUUAAGAUUAAAAAAUGUUUCAGAUAUUUUAUUUGAUCCUGAUUAAGCAGUGAAAUCAGAGUCUAAGCUGCUGCUAGAGAUAUUGAGAUGUUAUGCGAAUAACUUAUUGUUACUGUUGUAGUAUUGGUGUUGAUAUUGCGUUGACAGAAUUGGAUAGCUUUGCAUAUAAACACAUUUAUGAGACCAUGUCCUCUCCAAAAUUGUUUUGUGCAUAUAGGAGGAUUUAUUGAUGAUGGUUUUUGGUCUUCAUAAAGUGCCUUCCAAGAAAAUCUAUGUAAAGUAAAUUUGGCAAUUGUAUGAUAUAAUCUAAAGAUCAAUCUGUAGUUGAGGCAAAAGAAAGAAAAAAAUUAGGAUGUUUAUUUGUGAUAAACAAUAGUUUAUAUGGACCAUUUGAUGGAAAAUAAGGAUGAAGAAAUUAUACAGUAUAUCAUGCUUAAGAAUUCCAUGCUUACACUAUGUACUCACAUACUUCAAGAGUAAUUAAUGAUUUGCAUGAUAUUUUUCCAUUUGAAGUCUUAAAACACCCAGUCUCCUGCUUGGUGUAUUGUUUCAUAAAAGUUAAUGAGACGAACUACAGCUUUUGAGGUGGUUAACUGAGCUGACCAGCAUAAAAAAAAAGAGAGCAACCGAAUUACUUAUGAUAGAGGUAAUGAGCGUUGAAGAAAGCUGCUAUGAAGAUGAUGAGGAUGGAAACUCUUUAAGAGUAGCCAAAUACUUUGUAGGUAGACUUCAAUUGGAGAGCAAACAAAUGAAGAAAUUAUCAAAAGACUUGAUAUGGUUUACUCUAAAAAAAAAGCUGACUACCAGAGCUUAAGAUAGAAUCCUGCCUCAGGUUGAUGGGGAAACCUUUAGUGAAAUGCACACCCACUGAAUAGAUUCUAGAGUGGGCAAUAAUGCAGUAGAAGCACUCUUACUGUUUUGCUGAGUAAUCAGCUUGAAAAUGCACGAUCUAUCCAGAUUACUAUAUAACAAGAAAAACAACAAAAAAUAUAUAACAAAGCCGAAACCUGUACUCAGACUUUGGCUUUUGGGCAAGCCUGAGUAAAAAGUAUUAAUUGGCCAAGUUUAGAAGGGGUUCAGGGCGUGGAGUUAAUUUUGUUUUCUGAUAGCCACUUGGCUCCUAAAUUUUUCAAAGUGGUAGCCAAUUCAAAAAAAGUUCUUAAAGACAAACAAAACCCUUUUUUACGCUGUCAGCCUUCUAGAUAAAACCUCCAAAAUUGAGCCAGGAAAAGGAUCUUUAACGUGCUACAAAGUGGACACUAGGAUGGAAGAUACUCAACGUUCAAGCUCACCUAAAUCCAAGAUGGCGUCUAGUUAUCGAUCGAGAUGCAUGUGCUGCGUUUUGGAAACAAACUUAACGAGGAAGUUUGCCGCGAAUUUAUCUUUGAAAAUCUUUUUGGUAAAAAUUUCCACACAGCCCCAUACUUUUGUCAAACAAAUCUGUUUUCCCAAUGGCAAUGAAAGGAACUGGGCUCCUGAUACAUAAUGUAGGAUGGGGCUGUGCAAAAUUUUACCGGAUUUGGUAACAAAAGUGAAAGAUUUAGUCGCAUUAACACCUGUAUUAGGCGCGAUUUCACGCCCUGGGGUUCCUUUACAUGCUUGCAUGAGGCUUCUUAUUCGCUUAACAUGUUAUUUGGCAAUUAUUAUGGCCCCAUUUUAUAGUAAUUGUGAAUUCUUCAAUUUUGCAUUUGAUUUCCUCCACAUGAUAUACAUAGUUGUACACUUCAUUUCUUUGUUUUAAACUGCGUUUAGAAUAAGAAAACUAAAUUGUGUAAGUGCUUUGCUAGAAGUAAUUAGGGUAUGCUAUUAUAUCUAACAAGUGUUAUAUAUGUAAUAAAGUAACAUUUAGUAUACAAUUAUUACAAUUUAGAUUGAUUUAGAAGAGUAUCCUGAUUUUUUAGAUGAUAACUGUUAAACUUGUAUUUUUUAUUGUACCAGUUCAAAUCAUGUUUCUUAGUUGCUGGAUUUGAGAGUACAAUAUGUGAAUUAAAAGCUUUUGGUGUAGUGUAUUAUUAUAGCUAACUACAUUCUUUGUGUAUUGUAGUGAGAAAGAUUCUAUUACAUAUGACAUGAUUGAAAUUAUAUGAAUUAUACCCUGGCAAAAAGAAACAAUUUUAAUAAAGUAUGACAAUAAGUAAUUCAUAACAUUUAAACAUCUCUUUUUUUUUUAUGUGUAGGCCUCAAAUGUUACAAGUCCAGAUAUUCUCAGCUUCAUUGUGGGUUUGCUUUAUCUUAGGGAAGCAAUUGAGUUAUCUAUAAAAUUAUUUCAUCGCUGCAAUUUAAAAAAAUUUUGUUAUCACUUGCAUGUCUUUUUUCCUAACAAUUUGAAGAUUACCCAUUAUAUUAAUAUACAUGAAUAUGGGUGUGAUAAGGCAAAUCAAGAGUCAAUUAAAGGUGAAGCUUUAAGAAGCACCAAAAGGUCACUUAAAGAUUAAUGUGAACAAAACUUGAAAUUUAAGAAAAACUGAAAGCACAACUUAAGUUGAAUUACGACAAAACCUUCAACUUUAAUUAGUAAUUAAAGGGAAACAAAUCACUGCGGUGUAAAGAUGCCAGAAGAAAAACCAUAGUAUCUAAAAAAAUUACAUCAUGGAUGUUACUACUUCCUAAAUGGGUAGGGAUAAUAAAGCACAAACUAACAUCAGAAAUAAUUGGCUUUAGCUCCUACCUUCAAGCAAACCCUGCAUUGUAAUGUAUUUUGCCUGACCGAAAAAACGCUAAUCCUGUUUACUAUAUUUAACAGACAAAAUAAUCAAUUAUUUGACAGAACAUUUAUUUUGGUUAUGAAUUCUCGGAAAAACAUUGCAUUUUAUGACUAGCGGGGGGAAGGGGGGGUCUUCCGUUUACAAAGGCUCAUCCCGAAUUAAUCCCAACCAAAGCAACUAAAACAACCAAGCUUUGAAUAAUGAUACUGUAAGACUUCCUCAAUUAAAUAUACAACAGUUCAACUCAUGCACAAUCGAAAUAUCGCCUUAAUACCGAGUACCACUGAAAUAACACCACCCCUGUAAGUUCCCUUAUGUCAAAUCAAUUGGCUAGUUCGUUUUUCCGAGAAAUCAGAACCAACCAUAACGCAGCGGCUGAACUCGUUGUUUCCAUCAAAUUGCCAUUUCGAAUAAAAAUAAAGAGAACGGUUGUGGCCUGAAAAACCCGAAAUGCAACAAGCCGGGAUUGAUCUUCCCCCAAGACUGCGUGUAGGCGACAAAACAGUGAGAGUCGAACAGCACCUUGGUAGUGGUGCAUUUGGAGAUGUUUACAAAGUAAGAGACGAUGCGCGCUCUAAAGUCUAUGCCUUAAAAGACGUCCUUUGCUUAAACGUUUCAAAAGUUCUUGAUGCAAUCCGUGAGGCAGAGACACUGUGCGAAAUCUCCCACGAAAACAUAAUCGCCCUAAAGCGGGGAGCAGAUCGGUUCGUCGACAAUCAAAACAACUUGCACAUGUUGAUUUUGACUGAGUAUUGCGCGGGUGGAAAAGUUAAACGAACGCCUUUCUCGACCAAGCUCCGAACGAACCAACUGGAAGUGGAUGAGUCAAGCUGCUGA
Molecule: messenger RNA, 5964 nt
Organism: Pocillopora meandrina
Lineage: Eukaryota; Metazoa; Cnidaria; Anthozoa; Scleractinia; Pocilloporidae
Source: the annotation of a GenBank genome assembly